ACCGGGUACAGCAUCUUAAGUCCGGUGAAUGUUACGUCAUUUGCUUAUCACGCGCCUGACAAUUGACUGGUGACAUAUUUGGAACAGCUUUCGUGCGCAAUUAAUCUUCUUUCGCUCGGAUUUUCACAGCGUUGUGUUCUGGAUAUCCCUUGGUACUAUCAAUCUCAUGGCAGCUAUUUGCGUCCCGCCUUCUUCCUUCUGUUUUUAUCUCUUACCCGUCUUUGCACGCAUAUGCGUUGAUUAAAGUAAUGUUCGGCUACUGAUUUAGAUAAAGCUUGAAAUCAGCUUUCCUUUGGCCUGUACUUUCUAAUGCAAUGUUCACUGAUAGCUGGUAAGAGCACCAGAAUGGUAGGAAUAAGUGGCAAAUGUGUAUGGUGCAAAUAAGUGGCAAAUGAAGAUCUCAGGAUCGAAUGAGUGACGUCAUAGGAUAUCGAAAGUCCGCAGCCGCGCAGCGCAAUUUGGCGGGAAGAAAUAGAUCCCCAAUUUCAGCUCGGCAGCGACGUCCCUGUUCUUCUCCAUCCGUUGGACAUAUCACUGAGAUUGCAGUGUUGCGUCACCCGUAUUUCAUCACAUCUCGGUGAUAAAUUUAAAAUAAUUUUGUUGUCCCUCAGUUGAGAGGUAUGCCGCUGACCGAGCUGGACCAGAACAUGCGCAGUGACCACACGACCCGCUCACCGCACUCCUCACCCAGCGAGAUGGGCAGCCCGGCCCGGACCGUGCUGCGCUGCGUGCGCCUCUCGCCGCACGCCAUCCUGCCCAAGCGCGGCUCGCAGGACGCGGCCGGCUACGACCUGUACAGCGCGCACGACUGCGUGGUGCCUGCCCAGGGCAAGGCGCUGGUCAAGACCGACAUCCAGGUGCAGCUGCCCGCCGGCUGCUACGGCCGCGUGGCGCCACGCUCCGGCCUCGCCUGGAAGCAGCACAUCGACAUCGGCGCCGGCGUGAUCGACCGCGACUACCGCGGCAACGUGGGCGUCGUCAUGUUCAACCACGGCCGCGAGGAGCUGGCCGUGAAGCGCGGCGACCGCGUGGCGCAGCUGAUUCUCGAGCGCAUCUUCUACCCGGACAUCGAGGAGGUGCAGGAGCUCGACCAGACGGAGCGCGGCGACGGCGGCUUCGGCUCGUCCGGCAAACAGUAGCCGCGCCACUGCCGAGGGCCCGGCCAGUGGUUGAGUGGUGAUCGCUUACGAUUGAAUGGAUGACUCGGCUGGCUGCCAGUGUCGACCGCUUGCGAUUGAAUGGAUGACUCUGGGCUGGCGGCCAGCCCAAGCCUCUGUGACUUCUGUGAUUGCAGCGCGGAUUCUCUGACGUUGGGUCAAUGCUGAGACGUGUACAUCUUUUACUGUUGGCUCGUGUACAAAAAGACAUCUGCUGUUCGUAGCCGUGGCAAGGAUCCGUACCUCGAUAUGUUUCGCAAAGUUUCAUGUUUUACAAGUGUAUGAAAUACAUCUUCUCCCAAGUG
Messenger RNA from Pollicipes pollicipes, 1462 nucleotides. It is a transcript of the gene dUTPase, whose product is annotated as Deoxyuridine triphosphatase. The record is from RefSeq and is a predicted model, not a curated record. NCBI's taxonomy places the organism in Eukaryota, Metazoa, Arthropoda, Thecostraca, Pollicipedomorpha, Pollicipedidae. Gene Ontology annotation, biological process: dUMP biosynthetic process; dUTP catabolic process. The transcript has 2 exons. Gene Ontology annotation, molecular function: magnesium ion binding; dUTP diphosphatase activity. The coding region runs from base 621 to 1139 and encodes 172 amino acids.